This is a messenger RNA of Morchella sextelata, 690 nucleotides long. RefSeq lists its product as uncharacterized. Gene Ontology annotation, molecular function: CDP-diacylglycerol-inositol 3-phosphatidyltransferase activity. The coding region runs from base 1 to 690 and encodes 229 amino acids. Gene Ontology annotation, biological process: phosphatidylinositol biosynthetic process. The transcript is spliced from 3 exons. Gene Ontology annotation, cellular component: Golgi apparatus; membrane. The record is from RefSeq and is a predicted model, not a curated record. Lineage: Eukaryota; Fungi; Ascomycota; Pezizomycetes; Pezizales; Morchellaceae.
AUGGCCCCAAAGAACCCCCCCAGUAGAGAGAACAUAUUCCUCUUCAUCCCAAACUUGAUUGGCUACUCCCGCAUCAUCCUCGCCGGCGCAUCCCUCUACUUCAUGCCAUACCACCCCCACUACUGCACCCUCCUCUACACCGUCUCCUGCCUGCUCGACGCCCUCGACGGCUAUGCCGCCCGCACAUUCAACCAGUCGACAAAGUUCGGCGCGGUCCUCGACAUGGUGACGGACCGCUGCACGACCGCGUGUCUGCUCUGCUUCCUCUCCGCGGCAUACACAAAGUGGGCCAUCCUCUUCCAGGGCCUCAUCAGUCUCGAUCUCGCGAGCCACUACAUGCACAUGUAUGCGACGCUCGACCGCGGUGUGAGCAGCCACAAGACGGUCGAGAAGAAGAGGAGCCGCAUCCUCAAUCUCUACUACUCGAAUAAUAAGGUACUGUUCACGUUCUGUGCGGCCAACGAGGGCUUCUUCCUGGCCAUGUAUCUGCUGUCGUUCCCGCAGUUCCAGGGAGAGGUUAGCUGGCCGUGGGUUGUGGCGGCGAUCACGUUCCCGGUCUGCGCCGCGAAGCAGUGGAUCAACGUCGUGCAGAUGGUCAAGGCCGCGGUCUCCCUGUCGGAGGGCGAUCUGGAAAUGAGGGCGAAGGCUUCUGCUGCUGCUGCUGCUACGGCGCCACCGAAGAAGUUGUAG